Messenger RNA from Lathyrus oleraceus (garden pea), 957 nucleotides. RefSeq names its product protein FAR1-RELATED SEQUENCE 2. The transcript is spliced from 6 exons. NCBI's taxonomy places the organism in Eukaryota, Viridiplantae, Streptophyta, Magnoliopsida, Fabales, Fabaceae. Bases 1 to 957 code for a protein of 318 amino acids. Gene Ontology annotation, molecular function: zinc ion binding. The record is from RefSeq and is a predicted model, not a curated record. Gene Ontology annotation, biological process: regulation of DNA-templated transcription.
AUGUCAACUACGCAAAGUAGUGAGAGCAUACAUGCUUUCUUUGAUGGAUAUAUCAAUUCUACAACAAGUCUAAAUCAGUUCAUGAAACAAUAUGAUAAUGCUCUUAGAAGUCGGGCAGAAAAGGAAUUUGAAGCUGAUUUUAAUUCGAUGGAUACAACAAUUCUAUGUGGGUCAAACUCGUCCAUUGAGAAGCAAUUCCAAAGUGAGUUUACGAAUGCCAAAUUCAAGGAAAUUCAAGUGGAAUUCAGAUCUAAAAGGAAUUGUUCUGCCUCAUUAAAUAGCAUGGAAGAUUGCUUUGCUACGUAUCAUGUGUUGGAGGAGAUAUUAGUUGGAGACAUACGCAAAGAGCGAGUCUUAAAAGUUGUGCUUAAUAAGGAAAACCACGAUUUCAAAUGUGAAUGCUCAUUAUUUGAGUUUAGAGGUAUUGUGUGUCGGCAUGUGUUAUCCGUGUGUAGUCAGGAGAGGAUUGAGUGCAAUAUUGGAAUGGUGGAAAAUCAGUUUGGAAGUAAUAUUUGUGUAGAAUCAUCUCUUGAGGUUGUUAAUAGAGAGCAUUACUUAGAUUCGAGUAUUGUGAUUGGAAAUUGUAUGUCAUUCAUGGAUCUUUUGACAACAUGUGAAACAACCUUGACGGGUUCAUCUCAAGUUAUUCAGGUGGAAUAUUCGGGUGGGAUGUUGAAAGAUUGUAAAUUGAAUUUUGUAUUAAUCCAAAUUGUAAAUGGUGCAUCCCAGACUUGGUUAAUACACUGCACGAAGUUGGUUAAUGGAAGUUUAACUUCGGUUAGUGCAGUGCCACACUUUAAAACAAGAAAAAUUGCAGUCCCAAACUUGGUUAAUACAUUGCACGAAGUUGUUAAUGCAGUGCCAGACUUCAAAACAAUGGAAAUUGCAGUCCCAGACUUCAAAACAAUGGAAAUUGCAGUCCCAGACUUGGUUAAUACAUUUCACGAAGUUGGUUAA